AUGCCUUCACAAGGCAGUAGCAGCAGCGGAGGCGGCAGCGGCGGGAACACAGCCAGGAGGGCCGAGAAACAAGCAUCAGUAGCGGAUAGCACCACGAGCGCCGAGACAGGGGCGAAGCAGCCCUUCUCCCACGAGCACACGAGGUUCAUCAAACGGUACAGGACAGAGGUGGCAGCCAGUGCCUCCAGUGUCCUGUCCACCCUAGCGACGUUUCCCCUCGACAGCGUCAAGACGCGGAUGCAGACCUACAAGUAUUCUGGAUUUGUGGAUUGCGUCCGGCAUACCUACCAGACCGAGAAACUGAGGGGCUUCUUUCGGGGUGUGACUGCCCCCUUAGCAAGUAUCACGCUGGUCCGAACCGUCUCAUUCUCGAUUUACCAACGAUCGAAAUACGUAUACUCGGCUUGGCUGAAGACGAAUUUCGACAUCGAUGUUCUUGGCCAUGUCAACAAGAAGGGGACUUAUCCGAACCUGACUUCAGUCGCUUGUUUCGGUGCGGCGGGUGCUACAGCUGGUUCUUGUAUUACAUUGAUCGCAUGUCCGUUUGAGCUCACGAAAUUGAGUGCUCAAGUGUCUGUUCUCCUCGCCGACCGUAAAAACUGCCCCCGUCCCGAGAGUUACAAGAUUGCCGCCACAUACCAGAACAAGGGAACACUCAAGACGAUGGCAAACAUCAUGCGGCACCGCGGACCUUUUGGUCUGUACACCGGAUUCAAUCUACAUUUGCUGAGGGACUCGCUUGGAACCGGCAUCUACUUCAUGACCUACGAGAGCAGCAAGCAGCUCUUGACGACCUUUGGUGGCGACGGCACCCACUCCAACCCUCUGGCGGUCCUCGUAGCAGGUGGCCUCUGUGGUAUCGUGUCCUGGGCAAUGAUAUACCCAAUUGACUCCGCGAAGAGUAUCUACCAACGCAAUUGUCUGAUGUACUCCAGAGGUCAGAAGGUGCCUCCCGUGAAGAUCGAGUUUUUUCGGAGACACAUGUAUCGAGGAUUGGGCGUGUCGAUGGGCCGAUCCUGCGCGGUAAAUGCCGUAUUCUUCUCGUCAUUUGAGUUCCUGAAGAAGCGCAUCAAUGCGCUCAAGGACCACGAGAAGUGA
Molecule: messenger RNA, 1098 nt
Organism: Cryphonectria parasitica EP155
Lineage: Eukaryota; Fungi; Ascomycota; Sordariomycetes; Diaporthales; Cryphonectriaceae
Product: mitochondrial carrier
Exons: 5
Coding region: 1-1098 (365 amino acids)
Biological process (GO): transport
Molecular function (GO): transmembrane transporter activity
Source: RefSeq, a predicted model, not a curated record